GGGAAACCAAAGGAUAACUAGGGCACAACACAACAACCAAUAUGAAAUCUUCUCAGUCCGAUUAAUCUGUUGUUCUCAUCGCAGAUACUGAUUCUGUCACUAAAAUGGAGGAUCAUGAUAUUGAUGAAGAUGAGUUUGAAUUCUCCAGAAACUAUUUUCUAGCCAAGGAGUCUGGAAAGUCCGGGAAGAAAUCCGCUCGAAAGCUUUCCGAAAUCGAUCUCGUUGAUGAACAGGAUCUUCGAGCCGAGGUGUCUAAAAUUGAGCCAAAACAUGAAAAGGAAAUUGCUUCAUUGAUAGAUAGUUACAAAAGUUUGUACAAUGAGUGGGCUUUUGAGUUACAGUAUGGUUUUGGUCUUCUACUUUAUGGUUUUGGAUCUAAGAAGACUCUCAUUGAAGAUUUUGCCUCAACAGCUUUAACAGAGUAUAGUGUGAUCGUAGUUAAUGGAUAUCUUCAGUCGAUCAAUCUUAAACAGGUGGCAACGGCAAUGGCCGAAGUGCUAUGGGAACAACUGAAACUACAACCAAGGUCUGCUUCCGGAGGCUCGAUUAAAAGUCAACAACCUUUUAAUUCCCGGUCAAUGGAUGAUCUCAUUGCUUUUCUUGAUGGGCCCCACGCACCAGAAAACGAAUCUUUUGUAUGUCUUGUUAUCCACAACAUUGACGGGCCCGGGUUGCGAGAUUCCGAAUCCCAACAUCUUCUAGCGAGAAUCGCUGCUUGUUCUCAUGUUCGUGUUGUUGCUUCUAUAGACCACGUGAAUGCACCUCUUUUGUGGGACAAAAAAAUGGUUCAUGUACAGUUCAAUUGGUGUUGGCAUCAUGUUCCUACUUUUGCACCGUACAAGAUUGAAGGUGUUUUUCAUCCGCUUAUUCUUGCUCAUGGCAGCGCUUCACAAAGUGUCAAAACGGCAACGAUAGUCUUACAGAGCUUGACGCCAAAUGCUCAGAGCGUUUUUAAAGUUCUUGCACAACAUCAACUAGCCCAUCCUGAUGAUGAAGGAAUGCCCAUUGAUGUGUUGUUCACAAGCUGUAGAGAGCGUUUUCUGGUCAGCAGUCUAGUCACGCUAAAUUCCCAUCUGACCGAAUUCAAAGAUCACGAAUUGGUCAAACUACGAAGACACUCUGAUGGACAGGAUUGCUUGUACAUUCCUCUCUCAAAAGACGCACUCGAAAAACUGGUGCAGGAGAUCAACCAAUAGGAUGUUGCCACAUGAGUUGGUUUAUAGGGAAUGAUGUUUUAGGCAAAAUUGUUGGCAGGUAGGAAUUGAUGAUGUAAUGUUUUGGUUUGGUACAUAAGUUAUGUUUAUUGUACCAUUUCAUAUGGUUAGUGACAAUGAUGGAACUUAUGAGGUCACCUUGUGAGCAUUGAGGGACCAUGAGUUGAUUGCAUUGCUACUUUGAACCAUUUAAUUGUAUGGCUUAACUACACAUUGUCAAAACUCAUAAGGACCUUGUGGAUUG
Molecule: messenger RNA, 1458 nt
Organism: Helianthus annuus (common sunflower)
Lineage: Eukaryota; Viridiplantae; Streptophyta; Magnoliopsida; Asterales; Asteraceae
Product: origin of replication complex subunit 2
Exons: 6
Coding region: 105-1196 (363 amino acids)
Biological process (GO): DNA replication
Cellular component (GO): nucleus; nuclear origin of replication recognition complex
Molecular function (GO): DNA replication origin binding
Source: RefSeq, a predicted model, not a curated record